Molecule: messenger RNA, 1100 nt
Organism: Neoarius graeffei (lesser salmon catfish)
Lineage: Eukaryota; Metazoa; Chordata; Actinopteri; Siluriformes; Ariidae
Gene: tfam
Product: transcription factor A, mitochondrial
Exons: 7
Coding region: 154-996 (280 amino acids)
Molecular function (GO): transcription cis-regulatory region binding
Source: RefSeq, a predicted model, not a curated record
AUGCACCUGGGCUGCAAAAGGCGCUUUCCAUGCUGCUGCAGAGGAGCUUCCUGUAGCUAACAGGACAAAUAAUAAUAACAACUUCGCAAAUUAUAGCAACUUCUUUUAUUUUGUCAGAAAUAAGAGAGAGAGAGAGAGAAAGAAAUUUCCAGUAUGGCUCCAUUUAGCUUAAUGACAGUGGGCGCUAAUCUUUUGGCCAAAUCUUGGGGUCUGUUUUCAAGUGCAGUUACUGUAAGGUGCACUUGUGUCGCUCCAGCGUUAAAACACUUCAGCACUACAGCUGGUGGUCCUCCAAAAAGGCCUCUGACUGCGUACAUGCGAUACGUGAAGGAACAGCAGCCCAUCGUGGUCAAACAGAACCCAGAUAUCAGAGUUGUGGACGUUGUCCGAAAGAUAGCACAGCAGUGGCGAACCCUGACACCAGAGGAAAAACAGCCUUUCGAAGAAGCGUCCAUAGCAGCCAGGCAGCAGUACAAAGUUGACAUGAAAGUGUACCAGGAUCAGCUGACACCGGCACAGUCUGCAGCUAUCGCAGAGGAGAAAAGGCAGAAGAUGGCGAAAAGAAGAGCAAUCAGGAGGAAGAGGGAACUGAACAGUCUCGGCAAGCCCAAGCGCCCCAGGACAGCCUUCAACAUUUUCAUGGCAGAGCAUUUUGAAGAAGCAAAAGGAAGUACUAUGCCGGGCAAAAUGAAGUCUCUCUUUGAGGAGUGGACGAGUCUGUCCUCACCACAGAAACAAAUAUAUGUGCAGCUUGCAGAGGAUGAUAAAAUACGUUAUAAAAAUGAGAUGAAGGCAUGGGAGGAGCACAUGACUGAACUUGGGAGGGAGGAUCUCGUUCGACGGAAAGAGUCAAGACGUAAGAAGGCGGCGGCUAAAGGCGGCAAAAAGAAAUCUAGAGUGAAAGUGAUAAAGACCAAAGCACCUGCCAAGAAAGCAGCAAAUAAAAAGACUGCUACCGCUGAAAGAAAAACUCCAACGAGUAGCACUAAGAAAUGAGUGAGCGAGUGCUGUGUGUACUAGUGGGAAGGUGUGCGUUAAGAAAAGGGUUGUGCCGUCCUUAAUAAAACCGCUUUGGAGGGGUGCACACUUCCCUGAUUAGU